AUGGAUACAAUUAAAUCAAAUUUUAGUGCAAAUGAUUUUAACGAUAAAGUAAUGCUAAUUACAGGCUCGAGUUCGGGAAUGGGCGCCGGAGCUGCCAUUUAUUUCGCAAAAUUGGGAGCAAAUGUUGUGGUCACCGGACGCGACGCCACUAAAGUCAAUUCAGUGGCAAAGGAGUGCCGACAACACACCGAUAAACAAAUUCUCGAAGUAUUAGUUGAUCUCCAGAACGACAGUGAGGUUCGGCAUUUGGUUGAUAAAACAAUUGCCUUUUUCGGCAAAAUCCAUAUUCUGGUCAACUGCGCGGGAAUUGUAGAUCAGGGAAACAUUAGAGCCGAUCAAAAAUACAUGCAAUCGUUUGAUCGUAUAAUUAACACAAACUUAAGGCCAGUCGUAUUCUUGACAUCACUAGUGGUCCCGUUUCUCGAACAGACCAAAGGCUGUAUUGUCAAUGUUUCGAGUAUUUCAUCACUUGUUCCGAGAAGGACUUGGAGUUCGUACGGGAUGUCGAAAUGUGGUAUCGAUAUGUUGACCAAAUGUCUGGCCAUGGAGUUGGGACCGAAGGGUAUUCGUGUCAAUUCUAUUCUUCCUAGUAUUGUAUUGACACCAAUGAUCAAUACUAUUAAAGACAUGGCUGUUAGUGAGGAAGACAUAAUAAUGUUUUGCAGAAAGACUUAUCCAUUGCAAAGACCCGGUGUAGUGGAUGAUGUAACCAAAGCCAUCGAGUUCUUGGCCUCAAACAGAUCGGCAUUUAUUACUGGAAGUCUUAUACCUCUCGACGGCGGAUCUAUUAUCAGCAAAAAAUCCCGAUUGUGA
Messenger RNA from Oppia nitens, 813 nucleotides. RefSeq names its product 3-oxoacyl-[acyl-carrier-protein] reductase FabG-like. Bases 1 to 813 code for a protein of 270 amino acids. Lineage: Eukaryota; Metazoa; Arthropoda; Arachnida; Sarcoptiformes; Oppiidae. The transcript is spliced from 4 exons. The record is from RefSeq and is a predicted model, not a curated record.